AUGAAAAGCAAUGCCAUGCUUACGAAGAAUGGACUCAAGUGGGAGAAGGUAGAGGGAGAUGAGGUUAGGCCCUUAGGGCACUCCACAAGCAGGAUUGAUGAAUUUCUCCUCUCCUCUUCUGCCUUCACCUCAGGUUUAACUAAUGCGGACACAGUGGUGAAUAUGCGGAAGGUGACUCAUCAGACCAUUAGUGAGGAGCUGUCUAAAACUGUCCUGCUGCCAUGUCUCUUCACCCUUCGCCCUAGUGUUGGUUCACCCCAUGAGCCACCCAGGAUCAAGUGGACCAAGGUUUGGGGCCAGAGAGGCUCUGAUGGUCUGCAGAAGGAACAAUCGGUCCUAGUGGCCAAAGACAAUGUGGUCAAGGUGAAGAAGGCCUUCCAGGGUCGUGUAGCGCUGCCUGGUUACAAUAAGAACCGCUACAACGCCAGUCUUGCUCUCAUUGGACUACGUUCCAGUGACUCUGGUCUUUACCGCUGUGAAGUUGUUGUUGGUAUCAAUGAUGAACAGGACACAGUUCCGCUGGAGGUCACAGGCGUGGUGUUCCACUACCGGGCCCCUCAUGACCGUUACGCUCUGUCUUUUGCUGAUGCCAAGAGGGUUUGCAUUGAAAACUCUGCGGCCAUUGCAACACCGGAUCAGCUGCAUGCCACCUUCGCCGAUGGUUAUGACAACUGUGACGCAGGUUGGCUGUCUGACCAGACUGUACGGUACCCCAUCCAGUCACCUCGGCCUGGUUGCUAUGGCGAUCGUGAGGACUCACCUGGUGUCCGUAACUACGGCAAUAGGUCCCCUGAUGAGCUGUUUGAUGUCUACUGUUUUGCCAAGAAACUUCAAGGUGAAGUGUUCCACUCCACAGUGCCAGAGAAGCUGAGCCUUGCCACUGCCUCCACCCACUGUCAUUCCCUGGGAGCCCAGCUGGCCACCGUCGGACAGCUCUACCUGGCCUGGCAGGCUGGUCUAGACCAGUGUGAUCCCGGCUGGUUGGCAGAUGGCAGCGUCCGCUAUCCCAUCAAUGUCCCGCGGAAGAACUGUGGCGGAGAUGAGCCUGGGGUGCGGACGGUCUACAACAACCCUAACCGCACCGGAUUCCCAGACACCACCGCCCUCUUUGAUGCCUACUGCUACCAAGCCCAUGACCCGGCGGGGAUCCAGGCUGCAGAGGCACACGCUUUCUACCAGACUAACGGAUCAGCAGCUGAGUCCAUGUCUUCAGUCGCUGAAGCCCAAAAUAAUUCUACCUUUACUAAGACUUCAGCCUGGACCAGCCUGGUUGACUUAGACAAAGCAGGAGUCUCUACUCUUGCUGGAGUCAAUCAUUCAUCUGAGAUCUCUGAGGAGCAUGUAGUCAUUGAUUUAAGGCCUGAAGCAGACUGGGAUGAAAGGAAGGAUGAAAUAAGAAGCAACCAAUCCAGCCAGGAUGAGUCUGAAGGCCCAGUGAGCAACAAUACCAUAGCUCUGUCUGACCCUGAAAGACAAGAGAGCCAUGGAGGUUCAGCCCAUGAGGAUGAAGAUGGUAGCUACUUUGAAUCUGACACUCAGACGUCAUUCUCCAUAGUUUCUUCCACCCCCCAGCCUCAGACAAGUAAUAGUGUCCUUACUGAAUUUGUUAACACUCUGAUGAGGCCCUUCAAGUAUUGGACAAGCAGCAAAGAGGUUGAAAACAGGCCCGUACCUGACAAAAAGGCAGGGGAGAACCAGACUCAUGGAGAAGCAUCCAAUAAAAACCUGAGUAUUCCAAAACCCAGUGAAAACAAAGGCAGCAUAGACAAUGCCAUCAUGGAGCACAGAAGUGGCACUUCUUCCCUAAGGGCUCCCAACAGUGGACUGCAAAGUCCGGAGGAGGGUCUGACUGAGCAAGAAAAAGAGCUGAUACCAUUGAUUAAACUAAUGCCAGGGGUCCAAAAUACAAAGCCAAGCGAAACAAGCACUCAUCCUAUGGAGGGAGCCUCCAGCACAACCUCCAUCACAGACAACCCUCAAUCUACCACUGCAAAUGUGUUCCCUGUAUCGGGCCAUCUGGAGAGAUCAGCACAUGGUGAAUAUGUCCACAUUUCCAGUCCUCAGGGUCCUGGAUCAGGCUCUGUCUUUGUUCCUGCCCCCAGCACUCAGUUUCAGUGGGCUAUCAAAUCAAUGCAUGGCCCCAAACUAGGGCCUCCUGGAAGUGUGGCCUAUGUGGCCAAACAUUCAUCUUGGGAGCCAAUGGAAGCAAAAGCAGGGCCCCUUGAAGUGAUGACUCUGCCCACCUCCCUUCGACGAGAUAACCUGGAAAACUUUUCAGGUGAAGGCAAAGACCAGGAUACAGAGGGCACCCAUGCUUCAGCUGAGAGAGGAAGAGCUGAUUCAGGAGAGGAGAAGGAUGUGGAUGGGAGUGGAGAAGGAAGCAACUUUCCUGGAGGUUAUGAAGUGACAGUCAACAAUGUGCCGAUCAGUGAUGACAGUCUUAAUACUGAAUCCUCACCAGUCUCAAGUGAUUUAGUGACUGUAGGUGAGCACACUACUCUGUCCCUGUGGCAGCUAGUUGAGCAACCCACAACCCCACCUCAUGGCUCCUUGGAGCCAGAAGCAACAAAAGAGGCCAGGGGAGAGAUCCUAUACAUCUACCGACCUAUUGACAAUCUCUCUUCAGCCUCUCCACACAAAGGGGAGGGUACUUCAAAUUCAGGUGUUACUGCAGCUUUAAGGAAGCAUAGCAAAGGUGAGAAAAUGAAAAAGCUGAUGACUACCACAAACAAAGCUUUGGUGGAGGUGCUGACGACUUCCGAGGUGACCACAGUAGAUGAGCAUAAGACUGAUCCUGCCACCACAGCAAUUACAAUGGAGAAUAUGUCUAAUAGAUCUUCCACAGAGGAGCCAUCGAUUUCAAUUUCAUGGGUUAAUGAAGAGGAGGAGAAAACUACAAGCGUACCCAAUCUUCAAAGCCACCUCUCAGUGACUCUGGUACCCACCGAAGGAACUCAAACUGGGGCUGUUCAGCUAACCACUAUCUCAUCACACUCCGAGGUUGGUGCCACAGAAAUGGAAUCUAGAUCUGCUGUUUCUGAAUCCUUUGUUGUGGGAAGUCGUUGGACAUCUUUUAAAGGUCCAAAGUCAGAAGAACAAAAAACCUCAGAGACGCCAGAGAACAAAGAGACAAACAACCCAUUUGGCAUUCUCGUACCCAACUGGGCGUUUGGCCUCAUCCCAUCAGUGGAGAAUAACCCAUGCCAGACGAACCCUUGUCUACACGGUGGGAGCUGCCUGCAGGAAGGUGAUGGCUAUAGCUGCUACUGUCCUCCAGGCUUCUCUGGAGAGAGCUGUGAGAUCGACAUUGACGACUGCCAGUCUAAUCCAUGCCAGAAUGGAGGAACCUGCAUCGACGAGAUCAACUCCUUUGUGUGUCUUUGCCUGCCCAGCUAUGGCGGAGCAACUUGUGAAAAAGACACUGAAGGCUGCGAGCACUCCUGGAGGAAGUUUCAUGGUCAUUGCUACAAGUACUUCAGCCACAGGCACACCUGGGAGGACGCUGAAAAGGACUGCAGGGAGCACAGCGGCCACCUAGCCAGCAUCCACACCGCAGCCGAGCAGAGCUUCAUUAGAGGCCUGAGCCAUGACAACACGUGGAUCGGGCUGAACGAUCGCACAGUGGAAGAUGACUUUCAGUGGACAGACAAGAUGGAUCUGCAAUAUGAGAACUGGCGGGAAAACCAGCCAGACAACUUUUUUGCCGGAGGAGAGGACUGCGUGGUAAUGAUUGCUCAUGAGAAUGGCAAGUGGAAUGAUGUGCCCUGCAACUACAAUCUGCCCUACGUCUGCAAGAAGGGAACAGUGCUUUGUGGAGCCCCUCCCACUGUGAAUAACGCCUUCAUGGUUGGGCGAAAGCGUUCACACUACGACAUACACUCUGUCGUGCGUUACCAGUGCGCUGAUGGCUUCUUGCAGCGUCACGUGCCCACUGCAAAGUGUCGCGCCAACGGAAAGUGGGACCGACCUAAAAUCAUCUGCAUAAGAUCCCGGCGAGCCCAUCGUUACCGGCGCCACCACCACAAGGGCAGGAGGGAGCGCAGGAAGCACAAGAGGCAUGGCCACAGAGAGGGAGGCCACCAUGGAGGAGAGAUGGGCCCGGGCCACAACCAUGCCCACUUCUGAACCAAAAAAUAAUAAUAAUGAUAAUAAUAACACCCUUCUUCUUUUUCUCCUCUGCUGCAAACUGCAGUUUGCCUGUCUCCCCCUAACACCAAUCACAUUUACAGCCCAAAAAUUCUCCCCCCAAGCACCCCGUUCCUGCACUAUAUGCCCCGACCCCUUGCUCUCGGAGUCAGUCAACAUCAUAGUGGACUCUGAGGCCUGCCAUGUUUUUUGCCAGGUGCAGCCAAGACGACAACAAAACCACUUGGUUCUCCUCUCACGCUUUUCCUCUGUUUUACUUUUUGGUCCUAACUUUUCUGUCUCUCUUCCUCCUUCUUGCUUGAUCCAGUUAAUCUCCCUUCAAGCUCAUCACGAGCUGACCUGUUUUGAGAAGGAAACAGAAAAGACAACAUUUGAGAUUCACCCCGAACAUUUUUCGGAGAUAAGUGUUUUAGUACGAACUGUAAAUAGGGAUGACAUCUUUGAAAAUGGUGUAUCAAAGUCAGACGAGUCAAUUACAACGUGUUGUUGACUUGAGCCUUUUGUCUAUUGAACACAGUUAUUUUUUACAACUAUUCUGUUUAUUUCUUUACUCUGCUGCUUUUGAUUCGCCCUUUGUAAGACAUUGUACUAGACUCACAGCAAUGCUGAGGUUUUUUUUUUAACAAGUUUAAUUGAUUUUUGAACCAGAGGCAGUUGUAAUUGAAUUAUUUGAUUGUUAGCGUUGUAUCUUCUUGUCAGUGUGAGACAGUUACUUUAGAUGAGACGAUAAACCCCCAGAGGAAAAUGGAAAAUGCAUCCCAUCUCCAUGCAGUUUCAUCACAUCACACAUCAAUCACUCUUCAGAAGUGUUGAACGAUUUUGAGCAGUUCCUGCUGUGUCAGAUAUCCACACCUGUCACUGCCAGGGGUUAAUCUGCAUGUUUGAUGUCAGUUUGUCUCAACUCAGCUCAGCACUCCCACAUUUGUUUUCUGUUUUUUCUAAAUUUGUGUUGCUGUGGGAACAUGUGCUGUGAAAUAUUCAUGGCGAGGCAACAGCGGGAAGUUCUUCCUAUGCAGCUGUUUCUCUUUUAUUUCACAGUUCAGGUGUAUCUUCCAAUUGUGUAAUAUUCAGCAGAACGAUAGCAUUUAAUCUCAAAUGUUUCUAUUUGUCCCCUCAUGAAAUAUUGUUGUUGGUUUUACAAAAUGGAAGUAAGGCAAUGUAGAUAUACCACCACAAAAACAUCCAAAGGUUUGUGGUCGUAUAAAUAGGCUGUGAUUCAUCCAUUAUUUCAGUGGACAUUGGUGACUCUUCACACCAGGUAGCUUUAUAUGCUUUGAUGUACCAUGUAUUUGCACAAACCUUAUGCAAGAUACCUGGUGCAUUCUUACCUUGCAAGGCAGCUGGAUUUUUGCAAUAUUUUUUACAUUGCUAUCACUCAGUUUCCCAGACUUCAUGGAUAAACCAUAAUUACACAUUUUAAAAAGCCACAGUGACACUUACCUUAAGUUCGUUCUUCAAAGAUUAAAAUUGCUCAAUGCCACCUUAAAUUAUUUUAAAGCAAGAAUUGGAUGGAAAAGAUGAGAUGGAGAAAAGCCUGAUAGGACAAAUGUAUUUAAAAGCAAUUACCUGCUGCAAAUUGCAGUCAGUGAUCUCUCAGUUUGAAGAAGCAGCGAGGAACCUGCUGAUCAGCUGGGACUCAAAAAUGAAUCAGUCUAAGCUCAAAAUGCCAAAUAUGAAACUGUUCAGAUUUAUUAAAAGCUUGAAAAAGCGCAAAACACCAUUUUAGAAAUCUUUACAAAAGCAAUGCUAAGCAGUAUGCUAUUCUGCAAAACUGACACCACUUCUGACACUCUGACCAGCAAAUGCUGAGCAACCACUGUACAUGUAAAGAAGCAUGGCACAGCAUUGUGUCUAACAGUAUAAAACCUUACAAGACACCAUUCACCCCAGGCUCUGUUGCAUUUUUUUUACCUUUGAAUUGUAAUAGAUGGUAACUAGCUUUUUAUCUGCAUCCUUGUGAGUCGCUGUUAGCUUAUCUCCCUCGUCUUUACUCCCCAUUCUCCCAAACUGACUGCUGCAGGUAGACACUGACUACUCAUACAUAUUUCUCACAAUCCAAUUUCAGAUUAUAAGAAAAGAGAAAUUGUUAUUUCAGACAGAAAACCAGCUCAAUGAUCAGAAGAAGUAUGUCCAUAUUUAGCAAAUGAACAAGUCACCUAGUAUUUCCUAUUUUUUUUUUUUUUUAAGCCAGCCUCUAGCAGUCAUCAGUGGUAUUAAAUUUUAAGGUACAGCUGCUUUGGAUUCAUGUUUCAAACCCAAGGGCUACAUCCAUCUCUAAGGUACAGAUUGGGCUUUAAGUGGAGUGCUUUAAGCUGAUUCAUAGUGUGGAAAUAGUUCAUUUGGACUGUCAGUACUGGCCGCGACAGGAUGGAGUUUAUAGACGCAUUGCCCACUUAACUUGUCUGUUAUUUUUGUGGUGAAACAGUUUCUUGCUUUGGCAAAGGUGAAGUUAAAACCAUAACACAUUCAUUUAUGGGAAAUUAAUUUAUAUAUAAGUUUUAUUCGUGUUGGUCACUGUAAGCAUCCCCCUUUUACAUGGCAGGUUAUCAUUAAAACCACUAUCUUGACAUAUAUUAGCCAAACUAAAUAUUCUAAAGCAAUGUAUGGACAUUUUUAUGUUGUGAAUGUAACCAGCCUUCUUAAUCUGUUGGCUGUGAAACCAUAAAUCCAUAAACAAAAGCUGUGUGCACAGGGUACAAAGAUGUUUUUAAGGCACAGAGACAUUGAGCUCUUGCUCAUGUCAUUGUGUGUGUGGGCUCUGUAUGUGUGCUUAUGACUGAGGACAUUGAGGGUGGCUGAGCCCCUGCUCAAUUAUGAUAGAAAGGGUCAGCUAUGAUUAAGAUUUGCCAUUUCUGAGAAAGGACAGAAUCUUACAGCUGUUCAUGCUUGAACUCAGCCCUGCUGUGUGUCCUCCUUUAAAGAGGGGAUUGAGGUGGAUAAAACAAGUGCUUUGCUCUCCUUUUCUUCUCCUUCGUGGCCUGGUUAAAUUGCUGUUUUUUAAAGCCAGUCCUUGAGGUUGGAGCUUCUAGGAUUAUAAUCCACUGACGGCAGCACUUCUAUUCUUUAUCUUUCUCCAUCUUGUUACGGCUUUUCCUUCAGCACUUCAACCUUUAGUAGCUUUUAUCCAUCUUUACUUUUUACAUUAGCAAAUGAGUGGAUAACAACAGACCAUUAAUCAUUUUAACCCACUGCUUAUUGGAGAAACAGUCCACCUAUCAUUUUUAACAGAUUCUCACAAAUCUUGUAAAGAAAGCCCUAAAGCGGCAUCAGGUUAGAAGUAGUCAUAUGAGGUGAGAAAGUCAAUUCCAUGCUCAUGAAUUCACUGCCUUCGUUUGCCUCCUCUCACCUUGGCAAUGACAACGAUAGUGAACCUACACCUCUGUAUCAGUUUAAUUAAUCUACUGCAUGCCUAAUUAACAAGUUGCGUUAUCACCACCACCACAGAGCUGUGAUGCCAGGGGAAGGGUAAUGCUGAUGGACAGCCAGUGGAAAGUGCGUGGUGACUGUCCUAGCAGUCAGACUCCUUUUGCUCUGUAGAUGUCAGGCUGACAUAAGCAGCUUUUUUUCUCUGUCAUUCCUGGCAAGUGGAUUGACCACAGAUGGAUAAAUAAAAGGGCAAACAGAAGCCCCUCUUGAUACAGUGUCGAUGCCACAGAUAGGGUAAAUACAGAAACGUGAUGAGGUGAUAAUGAAGGAGUCAUGCUGGAAAACCGAAAUCCUGAGGAGACAGACUUGGAUCAAACUAAAGAUAACAACAAAGAGAGUAAAGAUUUGAAAUGACACUAAUGUAUUGCUCUUUUUUGAAGUGUAAAACAAUUUUCUUUUUUUUAAUUUUUUUUUUUUAAGAAUCCAAAAGUAAAGCAGACAACUGGACUGGACUGGUCUUUCAAUACUUCUCACCAGCAGAGAAAAAAGACUUCUAAUCUUAACAAUGUUAACUUAAAUCAAAUGUCAAAGAUCUUUAUUUUUCCCUCCUGCAAACAUAAAACACUGCUUUUGUCUUUUUGCUUUUAACUCCCCAUCUUAAACUUCACUCUCAAUCCUCUCACUUUCCCUCUCCGGGUACUCUCAGAACCCUGAGGUCAAGCGACCAGACAGCCACAAAGCCUCAAUAUUGCGAUUCUUAAUUGUAGAGAUGAACCAACAGAGGUUUUGGCCAGCUGUGUCUUGGCUCAGCAGCAAACACCUCACCUGAGGGGAGAGCGUUAAACACAGCCAGAGAACUUAUCUCACUUCUUGCAGUGAUCACACAGUUAUUUCUCUUGCUCACAACUCAUGCGUAAGACUUCAGAGUUCACAGGUGAGAUAAGAGCAGGAUCGAAGGGAGUUCAGUCGCAUCUCCUCCAUGUGCUUGCUGUAUUAAUGACUUAAGUAGGACCACUUCAGUCUGCUGUUUAGGCUGUGUUUGUGGUUGGAAGAGUGGAACAAAAAUGGCCAUUCAUAAGCACCUCUACAAUAUUUUCUUCAUGCAACCACCUAAUAUCCGAAUGUUAAGUAGCUUGGCAGUAACCCUUAACUUUAAAUACCUGUCACACUUAAGACAGCUCUGUGCAUACAGGUUAUAAAAGAAAGCCUGACAGGCCUGCCAUGCCUUGUUCAGGUGUCUAAGAUGUGACUGGAACAUCUGUGUUCCUGUUCGAAGGAGUGAUGUAGCCCAUGGGUUCAUUCUGAAUUGAUCAAACAAUGAUACAAUAUCUGCUGAUGACAUUUUGAGUUUGUCUGAUCUAACCUCACCUUGCCCGUAGCGUAGUUUGGUGCUUAUUGUCAGGGAGAACAAACAGCAGUUCAGAGUGGGUACAUUAAUGAGAGUGUUGGUGCUUGUAUGUGGGGCUCGUCUGCAGAGUGGAACAACUACCAGUGACUGUCGACCUGCGGCAUUAAAAGACAGCACUCGUCAGUAAUGACAGCCUGAUAGAAGCGGUAGAAGCUGCUGUCCUUCCCCACUUACAAACAGACAGACUAUUGAUUUCAUCAUUAGGCUGUCUGUCCUGAGCUCUUAUUAAGUAUGUCGAUGGCAUUGACGGUGCAGUCACAUUGAAUGACUGUUGAGCAUUUUCUAAAAGACAGGAAAACAGACUGCUAUAACUCACAGCUUUCCUCUGUGGCCCAUGUAAAUGUGCAUCAUUUGCAGCUCUAACUUCUUUUUAUGCUCUCCAUCUCAUUCCCUUAUCCUUCUGCCAAUUUUUGCAUUACUUCUUCUCAAUUCAAUAUCAAACAUGCAGUCACUCCCCUAGUGGCAUCUGUAUGACUUACAUCUCUUUCUGAUACUAAGUUGAGACAAUUUAUCAUUGUCAGGAAAAUGUCUGCAUUUUGUUGGGAUGGAUGGAUGAAUGGAAACAUGUUCCAGUGGGAAAAUGAGAAAUGGCCGAGACAAACGCAGCACAGGAACCAAUGACAAAUGACUUUUUUCCUCUCUGUUGUUCAUCCUCACACAGGUUUAUCUGUUCCUUUCCUUACAAUCCAUUUAAUCUCUGGGUGUGUUUGUUGCUUAGCCCCUAUGGGCCGUAUUCACACAGCCUUUCUGUACAUCCAAAACCCAACCACCUCUAAUUCCUUUACUUCCAGUUCACAGCACAGACUGCUCUUACACAACUGAAAUAGAAUAAGAAAAUUAAAAAAAGAGGUGCUAUGGUCACCUGCAGCUGAGGUCAUCUGUCGCUGUGUGAAUGUGGUCCACAGGUAUUUAUUCAUAUUUAUUGAUGUAUGUUCUUAUGAAUUCCAGUCCUGUCACUGUAUUAUAUUCUUUACAAGACAAAUAAUCAUUAAAGGAAACCCUUGUUUGGAUCCGUUA
This is a messenger RNA of Melanotaenia boesemani (Boeseman's rainbowfish), 9937 nucleotides long. RefSeq names its product neurocan b (gene ncanb). The coding region runs from base 1 to 4125 and encodes 1374 amino acids. The transcript has 15 exons. Gene Ontology annotation, molecular function: calcium ion binding; hyaluronic acid binding. NCBI's taxonomy places the organism in Eukaryota, Metazoa, Chordata, Actinopteri, Atheriniformes, Melanotaeniidae. Gene Ontology annotation, biological process: cell adhesion. The record is from RefSeq and is a predicted model, not a curated record.